UGUGCUUCAGCCUUUACAUGAGAUUGCACCCUAAGUAAUUUUUUUUGUAUAAAAAAAAUAGUCAUCAAGCAAGGAAAAAUUUAUAACAGAAAUUAGAUUACUUUGCAAAUUGUAAAUAUAUAUAAAAUUCAAUUAAUUUAUUAGUGAAGUUAAGAUAUUUUUAAUAUUCACAUAAUGGCUACUAAAAGUGUCAAUGUGCUUUUACCAAACGGACAUCGUCAAAACAUAAAGGUUUCGCCAAAUACCACUAUUCUACAGGUUCUUGAUGAAGCUUGUCAAAAAUAUGGAUUACAAGCAGAGAAUUAUGAUAUUAAGAAUUUAAAUAAGGUACUGGAUGUUAAUUCAAGUUUCCGUUUCACAAACUUACCAAAUAAUGCACAACUGGAAAUGGUACCAUGUAUAAAGAAGAGAGAGUUGUUAAAUAUCACGAUUGGUCUUCAAUUAGAAGAUGGACAUCGCCUAAUGGGAGAUUUCCAACCCAACACAUUAUUGAAUGAAAUUCUUCUUAGUCUAGCUCCCUCUGAAUCUACCGAGACAGCUGUUGUAGUUUUCAUGCAUCAGGAGAUAUCUGGAAAAGACUUAGAAAAUACAACAUUAAGAUCCUUAGGACUUACUAAAGGAAAAGCCAUGUUAAGGCUCUUACAUCGUGAUCCUAAUAGCAAAAAAGAACAAGCUCACGUUUACAUUCCUGCAAAGAAACCUGUAUCCAAAGAAAAUGAUAAUCCAUCGACCUCUUCUUCAUUUACAAAAUUCAUUUCAAAUAAAAUUAUAGAUCCAAUUAAUUCCAUAAAAGCUGAAGUGUCGAAGCAAAUAAAGGAGCAUGAUCUGCGAAAAGAUCAAGAAAAAGAAACAGCAGGCUCUCAAAACAAAUCCAGUCAGAAGAUAAAAAAUAACGAAAAAACUACUACAGCUGAAGUAAAAAAGACCCCCAAAGUAAUUCAAAACAUAUUAAAGGAUAGUUUAAUUAAUGUUGCAUACCUGGGAGAGAGAAACGCCCUUGUAUUUAAUCAGGCUGGAGCGUUGCCUAUUUCUCAGGAAGAUUUGCCUGAUUCUUUCUUCGACUUAACAGUGGAGGAUGCAAAAGUGCUACUAAGAGAUGCAAAAAAAUCAAUUAAUAGGCUGGAAGAUUCUCCACUUUUAACUGAGGCGCUACGCGAAACAGAAAAUAAUAAGAAGAAGCUUGAGCAUGUAAAUAAGUACCACUGGGCUAUUAUUAGAAUACAAUUUCCUGAUCAACUUGUUCUUCAAGGAUUAUUUCGUCCUGAAGAAACUGUUCAAGAUAUUAAAAAUUUUGUUCGGAAUUAUUUAAAAAAUCCUGAAAAUGAGUUUGUGCUUUAUACGACUCCUCCUAAAACCGACUUGAAUCCAAACUGUCGACUUAUUGAUGAAAAUCUUGUACCUUCUGCAGUUAUUUAUUAUUCUGGUCACAGUCCUCUUAAACCAGAAUUAAAAAACAAGUUAACCGAUCCAUUAGUGGCUACUGUGGAAGCUAUGAAAGCAAGAAAAAUUAAGAAUCAAGAGACGUCAGAAAUUAAUGUUGUUUCGGAAGAAGCAAAAGAAACGUGUGUUGUAAGUGGUAAUACUAGCAUUGCGAGCAUUGAUGACUCUUCUGCAAAACCAGUACCAGGGACAAGUAAGCCUAACGAAUUACCUCAACAGAAAAUGCACACACCAACUUGGUUUAAAGGAUUAUUUAAAUAAUCUUCUUUAAAAAUAAUUGUACAAAACAAUGCUGUUAAGAAACUUAUAUUAUUAAAAUUUACCAAUCAUUUUUAA
Molecule: messenger RNA, 1776 nt
Organism: Leptopilina heterotoma
Lineage: Eukaryota; Metazoa; Arthropoda; Insecta; Hymenoptera; Figitidae
Product: tether containing UBX domain for GLUT4
Exons: 7
Coding region: 175-1701 (508 amino acids)
Biological process (GO): signal transduction
Molecular function (GO): protein binding
Source: RefSeq, a predicted model, not a curated record